Molecule: messenger RNA, 1797 nt
Organism: Didymosphaeria variabile
Lineage: Eukaryota; Fungi; Ascomycota; Dothideomycetes; Pleosporales; Didymosphaeriaceae
Exons: 3
Coding region: 1-1797 (598 amino acids)
Biological process (GO): transmembrane transport
Cellular component (GO): membrane
Molecular function (GO): transmembrane transporter activity
Source: RefSeq, a predicted model, not a curated record
AUGGCAGAGGAGCCGGCGGAGGAGCACGAACUGGAUGCACUCAACGAAACAUCCGCGACGAUGCCGCCCGAGGAUGCCGCCGACGUCGCGCGGCACGAUGAGCAGCUGCACAAGCGCACGCUGCGGAAGCUCGAUUUCCUGCUGCUGCCGUUCCUCGCCCUGCUUUUCCUGUUCAACAGUCUUGACAAGUCAAAUAUAGGCAAUGCUGAAUCCGCACACUUCACGACCGAUAUAGGCCUCCGCCGGUCCGACCUGAAUACCGCCGUAGCCCUCUUCUUCGCCUUCUUUGUCGCCCUGCAACCCGCCGGUGCUGCCCUGGGAAGGAAAUAUGGUAUGGUCGCAUGGGUGCCCACCUGUAUGCUGCUGUGGGGAAUCUCUACGGCGCUGCAUACCUGGGUGAGGGCGCGGUGGCAGCUCUAUGUCCUAAGGAUAAUUAUUGGUUGCUUGGAGGCCGGUUUCUACCCCGUUACUGUCUCCUACCUCUCUCUCUUUUAUACGCGCUUCGAAUUCGGACGGCGGCUGUCUCUAUUCUACGGCCAGGCUGCUGUGGGCGGCGCUUUGGGCGGCAUCAUAAGCUACCUGGUCUUCUCUCACUUCCCAGAUAUACACCACGAACACGGCGAUGAAGGAGACCCGGAGUUAAAUGAUAGGUGGCAGAGCUGGCAGGUCCUAUUUUUGCUGGAAGGCAGCUUGACCAUGGUCGUUGCCGUCGUAGGCUACCUCUGGCUACCCCAUAACGCAGAAACAGCAUGGUUCCUGACGCCUGAGGAGAGGGCAUACGCCACAUCUCGCGUCGUUCGCGAUCGUAUGGCACAGUCCGAUUCACCUUCGCUGCCUUCAGAAGUUGUGGACGAAGAAAGAGAGUACGAUGAAGAAUCCCGCGGCCUCUUGGCUUCGUCGCGACCGAGAGCCAUGUCCGCGUCGAAUCAAGUGACGGAUGACCGCGGUCUGACGCCGCACGACGUCGUGUCUGCUUUCCUCAACGUCAGAAUAUGGCACAUCCUCGCCAUCAACAUCCUAGCUGCCAUUCCCGUCUACGCCUUCCAAGUCUUUCUCCCGCUCGUUCUCGCGCCGCUUAUACCCAACCCUGACUCCACAAAUCCGGAUGCGGAUCCGGCCCUCGUCAACCUUUUCACCGCCCCGCCGUACAUAUUUGGCGCCAUUAUCCUCUACCUCUUCGCCUCCUACAGUGACCACCACCGCACGCGCAUCCUUCCCAUUCUUUGUGGCCUAGCAAUCAUGGUACUCGGCCUCAUCUUAGUGGUCGCAUUGCCCAUGACGGCUGCGUGGGCAAUUCCUCGAUACGUUGCGCUUAAUGUUCUCCUUUCCGGAACUUUCAUUGCAAGUCCGCUCACCGUGGCGUGGAUCUCAGGCAACACGCCGAGUCCUGGAAAACGAGCACUGUUGCUGGGAAUCAACGGGUGGGGAAACCUAGCCGGCGUCUUAUCCGCUAUGCUGUUCAAGCCAAAAUACGAGGCCUCUGGGUACAUAGUACCUUUCUGGUGGACUCUCGCGUGCGUCUCCGCGGCCGCAGUCGGAUACCUUGUUCUCUGGCGUAACCUCAAAGCCGAGAAUGCAAGGAGGAGAGAGAUACUGAGCAAAUGGGACGAAGAGGAAAUCGAAAGGGAGAAAGCGGACGGCCACGGGCCGCUGGAGCAGAACCAUCGUCUUGAAAAGAUAAUGAUUCAGUGGCUCAGAAAAACCGGGAGAUUUCCUGCAGCUGUGGAAUGGCUCGAGGAGGCCGCGCAGGGCGGGAGGGAAGGUGAGGAGAAGAUCACAUUCGUGUAUGGCCUAUGA